AGCGUCGGCCCGGCUCGGCUGCUCGCGGCCUCGCGGCGUCACGUGUUGAGGUUAGGCGCCGGUCUUCGCGUCGCGACGCCGGGCGACGCUGCCGGCGCUCCGCGGACCGCGGACGGUUGCAGUGUGGGUGCUCCACGGUGCCGGCGAGUGGUAGCUGGGGGCGAGCUGCGAGCGGCCGCGGUGACCGCCGAGUCCAUGUUGCACCCGGAAGCCGCACCUCAGCGCCCGGGGUGUUUUGACGGGAAAUAAAGCACGACGAAGAAGAAAGUGUGUUUCUGUGAUUACCAAUAACCAGCGCGCUGGCGAACCAGGACAGGAUUACCCUUAUGAUGCGCCCGGCCCGCCAGGCGCAGCACGCGGUGCGCGACCGGCGGUAGCGUGCUGCUCCGCUCCGUGAUGGUGGCGUCGACGGCGAGGUGCUCCACUCCCGCCGGCCAGGAUGCCGCCGCCCCACCGGGACAGACGACGGCCGGACGACGGCGGCGGUGUUGAGGACCACGCCCUGGACGGCAGGACGACGGACUGACGCCAGGCCAGCAUGUCGUCGGACAGGAGCGCGGACGGCAAGGGGGCCCUGCGGGGCAACCCUAUCCGCGUCGGCUUCUACGACAUCGAGAAGACCAUCGGCAAGGGCAACUUCGCCGUGGUCAAGCUCGCCCGGCACCGCAUCACCAAGACUGAGGUGGCGAUCAAGAUUAUCGACAAGUCGGUGCUCGACGCCAGCAACCUGCAGAAGGUGUACCGGGAGGUGGACAUCAUGAAGCAGCUGGACCACCCCCACAUCAUCAAGCUUUACCAGGUGAUGGAGACGGCCAACAUGAUCUACAUCGUGUCCGAGUACGCCAGCUCCGGCGAGAUUUUCGACUACAUCGCCAAGCACGGACGCAUGACUGAGCACUCGGCGCGGCGCAAGUUCUGGCAGAUCCUGUCCGCCGUCGAGUACUGCCAUUCCAGGAGGAUAGUGCACCGGGAUCUCAAGGCGGAGAACUUGCUGAUGGACACCAACAUGAACAUGAAGAUCGCUGACUUCGGCUUCAGCAACUACUUCACCCCCGGCGAGCAGCUGGCCACGUGGUGCGGCUCGCCGCCCUACGCCGCGCCGGAGGUCUUCGAGGGCAAGAAGUACGCCGGGCCCGAGAUCGACAUUUGGAGUCUGGGCGUGGUGCUGUACGUGCUGGUGUGCGGGGCGCUGCCCUUCGACGGCUCCACGCUACACUCGCUGCGAGACCGCGUGCUGUCGGGCCGCUUCCGCAUCCCCUACUUCAUGAGCGAAGACUGCGAGUCGCUGAUCCGCAAGAUGCUGGUGCUGGACCCGGCGCGGCGCUACACCGUGGAGGACAUCAAGUGCCACCGCUGGAUGCUGGCCGAGCCGCCACACCUGCUGCCCGGCAGCGCGCCCUGCCCCGACUCCCUGGGGAGCCUGCCGCUGCGGCCGGAGCCCAACGAGCAGAUCCUGCGGCUCAUGCAGAGCCUGGGCAUCGACUCGGUCAAGACGAGAGACUCGCUGCUGCGGAACAGCUACGACCACCACGCCGCCAUCUACUUCCUGCUGCUGGAGCGCGUCAAGGCGCACCACCAGGGCCGCUCCUACUCGCUGCAGCAGCAGCACGACCUGGCGGGGUCCGCGUCGCCCGCCUCGGGCGUGGCGUCUCCCAUCCCCAGCCCCGCCAAGCACGCCGUGUCCGAGUCCCUGCAGCGGCGGCGGCCCAGCACCAUCGCGGAGCAGGCCAUGCGCAAGCUAGGCCUGGGCCUCGCCUACCAGACGGGCCAGUCGGGCCAGCAGGGCCACUCGUCGCUGUCGGCGGCCUCGUCGGGCACGUCGGACUUGGGCGGCUCCACGGUCACCGUGCACGGCGGCCACACGGGGUCCUCGGUGCGGCGGGCGUCGGGCUCGGGGUCCGUGGCGACCAUGUCGUCGACGAUCGGCGAGCAGCAGGGCGGCGCGGGACGCCUGCCCUACAGCGCGCAGCCCCUCGUCACCGCCGUGUCCACGGCCUCGGCGGCCGCCUCGGCGGCGCUCUCCGGGCUGCCGCACGACUUCCGCGACUACACGCCCUACCCCAACCCCGCCUCCACGACGCCCAGCAGCGGCAGCAGCGCCUUCGGACUGUCCGCCACCACCACGUCGGUCGUGUCGGCCAACGCCACGGACUCGCCCUCCUUCACCCUGAGCCAGGGGCUGGGCAGCAACAACGUCUUCACUAGCGGCCGCAUCGCCACGGCCGCCCUCCACCACCCACCGCCAUUCCGGGAGCAGGCGCAGCACAGCCAGACGCUGCAGCUUCUCCAGCAACAACAACAACAGCAGCAACAACAGCAGCAGUUCACCUCUGUGGGCUCCACGGAGGUGAUGCCCGAGUACCUGCAGAGCACGCGGUACGGCUCGGCCUCCAUCACGCCGCAGUGCUCCACGUCGACGGACGAGGGCGUGGAGACGGACAUGGAGGACGCGGGCCCGCACUCGCACCACCACCGUCUGUCCUCGUACGCGUCCUCGUCGUCGUCCUCGGGCGUGGGAGGCGUGGGGACAAGCAACGGCGCCAACAAGAGCCUCAGCCAGCACCUCAGCUCCGACUCGUCCUGUUCCGAGUUCCUGUUCGAGAGCCUGGACUACCAGCUGGACCCGGAGCUGGCCGCCAGCCUGCCGUCGUGCACAUCCCCGCCGUCGUCCAACGCCACGCUGCGCACUGAGCACGCCGCCAUGCCGGCCAGCACGAGCGCCAUCCACACCCACGCGUCGUACGGAGGCAACACCGUGACCUCGGGCUCGGGAGGCAUGGCGUCCACGCGGCCGCUGUUCCGGCACAGCCCGCUGCUGCACCACCAGCACGGCGGCAUGGGGUUGACGUCUCGCGCCCUCACCAGGUCGCCGGUGGACUUCCGCGAGGGCCGGCGCGCGUCCGACGGGUUGGUGGCUCAGCAGGCGGCGGGCGGCGCCGUGGAGCGGGCCGUGUACGGCGCGGGGCUCGGCACCUGCGUCGGCGCCGGGCUGGGCCUCGGGCUGGGCGUGGGCGCGCUCGGCGUCACCACCAACCAGGGCCUCGUGGCCUUCAACAGCCAGCGCCUGCACGAGGCGGGCAAGGCCAAGGGCGUCAUGGAGCUGCACCUGGUGCAACAGGAGCACGCCGCGCUGCAGAACCUCUACCAGCGCGCCGUGCCUCAAGAGGAGCUCCAGCAGCAGCAACAGCAGCACACGCAGUACCAGGACCGGAGCUCGCACCACAGCCCCCACGGCCAGCACUGCCUGGGCCAGCACCCCAUGCCAAAGAGGAUCUCCCUGCCGGAGAACUUUAACUUCUCCAGCCUGGACGGCGACCAACAGUCCCAGUCGCAGCCGGCGCUGACCCAGGAGCAGGCCCUGCACCAGCUGCAGCAAGUGCAGCAGCAGCUUCAGCAGGCGCAGCAACAGCUGCAGGCCCAGCAGCAGCAGCUGCAGGCACAGCUGGACAACAGCGCGCCGCUCAACGGCAACUGCAACAACAACGCGUCGGGCAACUCCAGCAACUCGGGCAGCGCGUCGCCGUCGCCGUCGUCGUCGCCGUGCCCGCCGCAGGCCGGCAAGCUCAACAACAUGGGCGCGCCGCUGCAGCAGCAACUCCUGCAGCACCGCCUGCUGCAGCACAAGCGCCAGAUCCUGCAGAAGCAGCAGUCGGCGGGCGACGCGGCGGCCGCGGCGGGGCAAGGCGGCGCCGGCUCCGCGGCCAACGCGAUGCACCUCACGCGGCGGCAGAUGCUGCGCCAGGCCUCCUACAAGCUGGCCCAGCAGGCGCCCCUGGCGCUGCCGCCGCUGCCGCCCGCUCUGGCCGACCCCUCCUGCUUCCCGACCAUCGCCGAGGACGCCCAGAGCCCCACGGAGGUCUCUCAGCACCCCUGGCCCGGCGGCUGCGGUCGCAUGCUGCCCAACGUGCCGCCCCAGGUGUACGGCCAGCACAUGCAGCAGCAGCAGCAACAGCUCGGCCUUCAGCAGCAACAGCAGCAGCCGGCACAGCAACAGCAGCAGCAGGAGACGGGGGAGCAGUGCUGGAACUCGCUGCCGCACACGCUGGCCGCCGCGUGCCACAUCAGCGACUGCGGCACCCCUUGGCAGCAGCAGGGGCAGCCCCUGUACUCGUGGAGUGCGAGCCAGCAGUCGGGCUGGCCCACCAUGCCCAGCAUGGCCACCAUGGCCGUUCAGGGGCUGCAGCACGUGCCGGCCUCGCUGCAGAGCUUGCAGGGCCUCCAGGCCGCCAUGCAGCCCUCCAUGCAGUCCCUGAACGAGGUGCCGCUCCUGGAGCUGACGGAGCAGGACGCCAUCUGAGAGUACGAGGGGGCGGCCGCCCAUUACGCGGGCCCGCCCCCUCCCAGCAGCGGCAACCAGCACAGCCACCAGCACAGCCACCAGCAC
Thrips palmi is the source of this 4384-nucleotide messenger RNA. It is a transcript of the gene Sik2, whose product is annotated as serine/threonine-protein kinase SIK1. The coding region runs from base 539 to 4297 and encodes 1252 amino acids. The transcript is spliced from 10 exons. Gene Ontology annotation, cellular component: cytoplasm. The record is from RefSeq and is a predicted model, not a curated record. Gene Ontology annotation, molecular function: protein serine/threonine kinase activity; ATP binding; tau-protein kinase activity. Gene Ontology annotation, biological process: microtubule cytoskeleton organization; intracellular signal transduction; protein phosphorylation. Lineage: Eukaryota; Metazoa; Arthropoda; Insecta; Thysanoptera; Thripidae.